This is a messenger RNA of Exaiptasia diaphana, 1334 nucleotides long. Its product is annotated as neurotensin receptor type 1-like. The transcript has 3 exons. Gene Ontology annotation, biological process: neuropeptide signaling pathway. Bases 178 to 1191 code for a protein of 337 amino acids. Gene Ontology annotation, cellular component: membrane. Gene Ontology annotation, molecular function: neuropeptide receptor activity. Lineage: Eukaryota; Metazoa; Cnidaria; Anthozoa; Actiniaria; Aiptasiidae. The record is from RefSeq and is a predicted model, not a curated record.
CCCGCUACGACUGAGCUGAGUGGAACUAGGGAACGCUGUGGCAAAUCCGUUAGCUAAUCAAUUAGAACCACAAGUCAUUUUUGGUAAAGAGAUACAUCGAGGUCUUUCGAAAGAAGUUACAGUGGCAUUUUUCUUGGCGCCAAACCCAUUUCGAAAACAAGAAAUUUUCGGACGAAAAUGAACCAAAGUUCCAACUACACCAUGAUAUACGUUUUCGCCCCUGUUAGCCUUAACGCUAAAGUUGUACUUGCUUUGGGGAACAUCCUCUGUAGUUUGUACGGAUUGGUAGCGAACUCUCUCAUUCUGUUCUUCAUAUGUACGCGACAAGUUCCAGCAGUUCAAGGAAUUUUGACGAGUCGUCAGUCUAUAGUCAACCGCUUCAUCCAAAGCCUGGCGCUCUCGGAUGUUCUAUGUUCACUGUUAAGUAUUCCGUUAUUCACAACGGAAAUGUUYGAGGAUUAUAUACAGACMGACUUAGCUUGUAAGGGCGUUCGUGCAGCGACAAUGACAUUUGCCGUUGUUACUGUCAUGAACUAUAUUGUUAUYAGUAUUGAACGAUACAUGGGUGUGUUCUACYCGUUUGYUCUUCCAAGUAAUGAUUUCUGCAGAAAACUCGUAGCAGGAGCAUGGGUCGCUGGCUUUCUCUUCCAACUUGUUAUACUCCCAACAUACAACCUGGUUUAUUUUGAUUUAGGAAAUGGGACAUAUACCCGAGUAUGUAAAUAUGACAACAGYAUUUCUACUUACAGGGGGCUAUUCUUAAGUUUUAAUAUUAUUGGAUACAUCAUUCCUUGUGCGGUUUUAGCCUACACUAGCAUUUCCAUGGCGAUGUUUUUACGUCGUCAAAGACGCRUCAUWCCUAUAGCAUCGAGCGAAUCCGCAGAAACUAAGAAUUUGAACAUCACCAAAAUAGCAGACCGAUACAAAGUAACAAAACUGUUUGUGUUAUUGAUAGUUACUUUUAUAACUCCCUACGUUGUUUUUAUUAUAUAUUCUUGUAUAUUAAUGAUCUUAAAUCCAAGGAUUACCUUCACUUUUGAUUACAUUACCCGGCAUGUCUAUUCAUUGCUGGUGUUUUCUAAUGCUGUAAUUGGUUCAACCAUCUUGUUCUAUAACAGUAGGUACUUACGUCGWAGGCUUGUUAGGUUAUUUCGAAGUUGUUGUGGAGUUUUUCAAGUGGACAUAAUGUAAUUUCUUUAUUGAAGAUGUUACGUUAACCCUUCGAAUCCUAUUCCUAGAAACCAACAAAGGGCGUUUCCCCUCAAUAGGCGAUUUAAACGAUGGCGUCACAUACUACCAAGACCAGAAUGCUUUGCCCAAUUGCCCUAUUUCAU